AUGGGUUUAUCGGAUAUUUACUCUUUGCUACCUUGGGUUCAAACCGUUCAACAGCAUGAACCAAUAGAGCCUUUAACGUUCAUUGAUAAUAAAUAUGAUACACAUGUCACAAUAAAAACAUUGAUUGAUAAAUAUAUUCCAGAGUUCCAGCAUGGCAGUACGUCAUUAAUACCACCAUUUUUAUGUAGUGGGCACAUGCAGACGAUUUUUAGUUCUAUGUUCACAUUCGAAAAUAAACAUCAAGUUUACUACAAGAGAUGGAUUUUAAACUAUCCUGAUGGUGGUGAAGGGGCACUAGAUAUUUGUGUGCCGAAAUUAUCUUUCAAAAAAUCGAGCUAUGUACCAAUCAAUCAAACCAAACAACUACUUGAACGGUAUACUUACUUCACUCCUGAUGAACAGUUCGAAUCCACUGAUUCGAAACCAAUGCUCAUUGUUUUGCAUGGCUUGACGGGCGGGUCGAAUGAGAGUUACGUUAGAUCUCUUGUAGAUACUAUCUGCAACAAUUACGGUUUCGAGGCUUGCGUUUUAAAUAGCCGUGGGUGCUGUCAGUCUAGUAUCACUACGCCAUCCUUAUACUGUGGUCUAUGGACAGAUGACAUUAGGCAUUGUGUGAAAGAACUUCGCUCACGAUUUCCAAAUAGAAAGUUCUUUUUACUGGGUGUAUCAUUAGGUGCCAGUAUGGUCGCUAAUUACUUGGGUCAAGAGGGCGAUAAUUCAGACAUAUCAUUGGGUGUUGUUUUAGGUAACCCAUGGGAUUUGGCAGAAUCAUCAUAUCACCUCGAAAGAAAUAUUAUUGGGAAGUAUGCUUAUAGCCCAGCCUUGGCAAAGAACCUUGUUAAACUAACUUCAUCGCAUUUGGAUGUUCUUAAAAAAAACCCAGAAAUGGCUAAAUUGUACACUGAUCAUCUAAAUAGUGUGAAAACUGUAGAACAAUUUGACAACUAUUUUACUUCAAGAAUGUUCGGAUUCAACACUUCUUUUGAGUACUACAGACAUGGUACCAGCUCUAAUAGACUAUACAACAUGAGAACACCAUUACUAAUUCUAAAUGCUUUAGAUGAUCCUAUCGUGGGAAGCGAAUCACUUCCAUAUAGAGAAGUGCAGUGUAACCCUUUUAUCAUGAUGAUAACUACUACAAGAGGGGGUCAUAUAGGUUGGUUUGACGUUAAUCUUGAAAGAUGGUACGUUAAGCCCGUUUGUGAAUUAUUGCAUAAGUUCUAUACCGAUAUCUGCAUGCAAAAUCUAAUACCAGAUAUACAAUCUGUUUCUUUGCCAAAAAAGAAUUCUUUCAAGGUUGAUAGAAUUGUAAUUUGA
This is a messenger RNA of Kluyveromyces marxianus DMKU3-1042, 1317 nucleotides long. It is a transcript of the gene MGL2, whose product is annotated as putative carboxylic ester hydrolase. Lineage: Eukaryota; Fungi; Ascomycota; Saccharomycetes; Saccharomycetales; Saccharomycetaceae. The coding region runs from base 1 to 1317 and encodes 438 amino acids. Gene Ontology annotation, molecular function: acetylesterase activity; monoacylglycerol lipase activity. The record is from RefSeq and is a predicted model, not a curated record. The transcript has a single exon. Gene Ontology annotation, biological process: medium-chain fatty acid biosynthetic process; medium-chain fatty acid catabolic process.